This is a messenger RNA of Pichia kudriavzevii, 1542 nucleotides long. RefSeq lists its product as uncharacterized. The transcript has a single exon. Gene Ontology annotation, molecular function: stearoyl-CoA 9-desaturase activity; iron ion binding. Lineage: Eukaryota; Fungi; Ascomycota; Pichiomycetes; Pichiales; Pichiaceae. Bases 1 to 1542 code for a protein of 513 amino acids. Gene Ontology annotation, biological process: unsaturated fatty acid biosynthetic process. The record is from RefSeq and is a predicted model, not a curated record. Gene Ontology annotation, cellular component: endoplasmic reticulum membrane.
AUGCCAUCCGUCAAAAACCCUUUAGAGGAGGCUGUCUAUCCAGCAGAGGAGCUUGCCAAAUACAACCUUAUCGGUAGCUCUGGCCAAAUACGGAUGCAUGACCCUGCAAACACGGAUAAUGGCAGUGUAGUCACCAUGAAAAGAAAAGUGAAACACAAGAUCCAUCCCAACAACAAAUCAAAGACACAUAUAAGGAGACAGAUAUCUGGUUGCUCUUGGAAUUUAUCCAGAUGGUACGCAUUCAUCCAUUGGAAGAACCUCUUUGUUGUUGUGGUGGUCCCCCUGUUUGGUAUGAUGCUAGGUGUUAUGUUGCGCCCUGCAAUUUGGAGAAAUACAAUGUAUUUCACGCUCUGGAAUUACAUCAUUACAAUGAUAUCCAUCAAUAUAUAUUAUCAUAGAUACUUAUCACACCAUUCCUUUGAUUUCAAACAUGAUCACCUCCCCAUUGCCCUCGCCGUUGUAUCCUGUGGUGCAGGAAUAACAAGUGCCAAGAACUGGUGCUCAUCUCAUCGCGUGCAUCAUAGAUACUGUGAUGUCACCGAUGCAGACCCUCAUAACAUUCGGAAGGGAGUUUUGUUCAGCCAUUAUGGAUGGAUGAUUCUUAAACAUAGUAAGAAGAUCUCCAAUGUCAUUAGAGAAUGUAAGUUAGACACUCUGCCAAAUGAGAGAAUUGUGAAAUGGCAAUACAAUUACUACAUGUUGUUGUUUUUAUUUGCUGGUUUGAUAUUUCCAUGUCUAUUUUGCGGUUUACUUUGGGGUGACUAUUUGGGAGGCCUAAUAUACGGUGGAAUCUUGAAGAUCUUUUUGGUCCAAAAUUCGAUUUUCUCCAUAAAUUCUCUCGGUCAUUUACUCGGCUCGCAACCUUACAAUAACAACAAAUCAAAUAGAAACAACUUCAUUUUGGGUAUAAUCACCUUAGGUGAAGGAAAUCAGAAUUUCCACCACGAAUUCCCCAUGGAUUAUAGAAACGGUUAUGAAUGGUACAGUUUCGAUCCCACUAAAUGGACAAUCAGGUUGCUAGAACUCUUUGGUCAAGUUACUAAUAUCAAGAAGGCGCAGCAGAAUACCAUUGAAAAAUCUCUAAUUCAGCAACAGCAGAGGCUAUUAGAUGAUAUAAGAUCACAACUAAAUUGGGGGAUCCCAAUAGAUAAGUUGCCCGUAUUUUCACCAGAAGAAUUCAAGGCAUUAUCUCUAAACUCGAAAAACAGGUACCUGGUUGUUGUGUCGGGCAUUAUCCACGACGUGACUCCCUUUGCCCAGGAUCACCCUGGUGGCUUGUCCUUAAUUAGAGCCUCGCAUGGUAAAGACGCCACUACAGCCUUCAAUGGAGCAGUUUAUCAGCAUUCAAACGCUGCUCACAACCUACUUGCUACCAUGCGAAUUGGCAAGAUAGGUGGGUGUGAGAGUCUCUAUUGGAGACAACAACGUAUUGAAAAUAAAAACGUACCGCUCGACAACGAUUCCGAAGGUAAGAGAAUUGUCCGUAUUGGUGGUCAAGAAACCAGCUUUGGUCAACUCGGCAGCACUGCAGGAGCAGCCUAA